Messenger RNA from Phycodurus eques (leafy seadragon), 9041 nucleotides. RefSeq names its product Rap guanine nucleotide exchange factor 2b (gene rapgef2b). The record is from RefSeq and is a predicted model, not a curated record. Gene Ontology annotation, molecular function: guanyl-nucleotide exchange factor activity; protein binding. Bases 443 to 5374 code for a protein of 1643 amino acids. Gene Ontology annotation, biological process: small GTPase-mediated signal transduction; positive regulation of ERK1 and ERK2 cascade. Lineage: Eukaryota; Metazoa; Chordata; Actinopteri; Syngnathiformes; Syngnathidae. The transcript has 31 exons.
CAUGGUGGCACACAACAGAUCAGCGAAGUGGGAGCGCCGCCGGAGGAGCUAGCUCGCACCACACUUCGUCGAGCUCCCAAGUCCGAAAGUCCAGCAUCAUGUUUCGUCCAAUGGCGGUGGUGAACUCUGCAUAAAGGGGAAGGCGAAUUGCAACAAGAGCAAGUUCGGCGAUCCCCGGUUGACGCCCGGCCCAGCACCGGGCGGAAGCCAGGAGCCCAACCCGGGGGCGAGCGCUCGCUUCUCGGGGUACCUAGAGGGGCUCCGGGGCACUCCCAAAAGCCUCCAGCCCCGCUCGCCUCUUCGGGCAAACGGCUAAGCGGCUCUCGGAUCCCGGAGAAGGAGGCCUUUCUGUCUCUUGUUUCCCCCUCUCUUGCUUUUUUUCGCCCUGGAGCUAAAUUAACAUUUUGAACUGGAUUUAAACGCACCGUCCACUUCCAAGACUAUGAAAAUGGCGUCCUAUGUGGAUAACAGCUUUCGGGAGGCUGUGAUGAUGAACCCGGCGAACAGGACGCAACAGGACCUGGAGAUCGUCUACUCCUACCUCCACGGCAUGGAGGCCUUGUCCAACCUGCGGGAGCACCAGCUGCGGAUCAUGUGCGAGACGGUGCGCUACGAGAGGCACGAAGCCAACGAAGUGCUCUACUACCCUGACGACAUCGGAAGCUGCUGGUACAUCCUUUUGUCGGGCUCAGUCUUCAUCAAGGAGUCCAUGUUCCUGCCCAGAAGCAGCUUCGGCAAGCGAUCGGCAGGCAGCCUGAGACGUGGAUGUGAGUGCAUCGUCCUGGAACCCUCAGAGAUGAUUGUGGUGGACUAUAUGGAUGAGAAUGAGGAGUACUUCCAGAGACAAGCUUCCCACCGCCAGUCCCGCCGCCGCUUCCGGAAGAUCAACCAGAAAGGGGAACGGCAGACCAUCAUAGACACAGUGGAUCCGUACCCUGCUGGGAAACCGCCCAUAGCCCGGGGGUACCACACGCUGCCCGCAGACUUCAGUCGACUUCACCUGGCCGACGGCUUGCACCCACAGGUGACGCACGUGUCCUCCAGCCACUCGGGAUGUAGUAUCACCAGCGACUCCGGAAGCAGCAGCCUGUCUGAUAUCUACCAGGCAACCGAGAACGAGCCCGGCGACAUGGACCUGAGCGGCCUGCCGGAGACGGCCGUCGACUCUGAGGAGGACGACGACGAGGAGGACAUCGAGCGAGCGUCGGACCCCCUCAUGAGCCGGGACAUCGUCCGAGACUGCCUGGAGAAGGACCCCAUGGACAGGACGGACGACGACAUAGAGCAAUUACUGGAGUUCAUGCAUCAGCUGCCAGCCUUCGCCAACAUGACCAUGUCGGUAAGGCGUGAAUUGUGCGCCGUCAUGGUCUUCGCCGUGGUGGAGCGCGCCGGUACCAUCGUUCUCAAUGACGGCGAGGAGCUGGACUCGUGGUCGGUGAUCUUGAACGGUUCAGUGGAGGUAACGCACCCUGAGGGGCGAACGGAGAUCCUGUGCAUGGGCAACAGCUUCGGGGUAUCGCCCACCAUGGAGAAGGAGUACAUGAAGGGGGCCAUGAAGACCAAGGUGGACGACUGCCAGUUUGUGUGCAUAGCCCAGCAGGACUACUGCUGCAUCCUCAACCAGGUGGAGAAGAACAUGCAGAAGGUGGAGGAGGAAGGAGAGAUCGUCAUGGUCAAGGAGCACCGAGAACUGGACCGAACCGGUACCAGGAAAGGACACAUUGUCAUCAAGGGCACGUCGGAGCGUCUGACCAUGCACCUGGUCGAGGAGCACUCAGUGGUGGACCCCACCUACAUUGAGGACUUCCUGUUGACGUACAGGACCUUUCUGUCCAGCCCCAUGGUGGUGGGCAAGAAGCUGCUGGAGUGGUUCCACGACCCCAGUCUCAGGGACAAGGUGACACGGGUGGUCUUGCUGUGGGUCAACAAUCACUUCAACGACUUUGAGGGGGAUGUCGCCAUGACUCGCUUCCUGGAGGAGUUUGAAAACAACCUGGAGAGAGAAAAAAUGUGCGGCCACCUGCGGCUGUUAAACAUCGCGUGCGCCGCCAAAGCCAAACCUCGCCUAGUGACGCUGACCAAAGCGUCAAGGGAGGCCGCACUCGCCUUCAGCCUUCUAGGAGGACAAGACAAAGGAUUCCGAGUCUUCAUCGACACCGUGGAGGCUGGCAGCAAGGCUGCGGAGGCAGGGCUCAAGAGAGGGGAUCAGAUCUUGGAGGUGAACGGGCAGAACUUUGAGAACGUCCAACUCAGCAAAGCCAACGAGAUUCUGAAGAACAACACGCACUUGUCCAUAACUGUGAAAACCAACCUUUUAGUAUUUAAAGAGCUGCUAACCAGGCCCGAGCUGGAGCUCCACGGCGACGUGGACGGCGAGGACGAGCAUGACCGGAAGAACGGCGCACCUCACCUGCCCAAGAUCGGCGACAUCAAGAAGGCCAGCCGCUACUCCAUACCUGACCUGGCGGUGGACGUGGAGCAGGUGAUGGGCCUGGAGAAGGCCAGCAAGAAGGCCAAGAGCAACUCGGUGGGAGGACGCAAUAAGCUCAAGAAGAUCUUUGACAAGACGCUCACUAGCAUCCUGCCUCCCAAACCUUACAAUAGCGACGUGUGCGUGGGGCAGUCCCAGGACGACAGCAUCGUGGGCAUGAAGCAGUCCAAGCAGAUCCCGCCGGCGCUGCCCGUCAGCGGCAACCUGUCGUCGUCCAACCCUGACCUGCUCCAGUCGCACCACCGCAUUCUGGACUUCAACAACCAGCCCGUGCCGGUCAGCCUAAAUAUGUCCGACCAGGUGCUGCGGGUGUUCAAGGCAGACCAACAGUCACGCUACAUCAUGAUUGGCAAGGACACCACAGCCAAGGAGGUGGUGGCCCAGGCUAUCCGGGAGUUUGCGCUGACGGCCGCGCCCGAGGCCUACUCGCUCUGCGAGGUGUCCGUCACGCCAGAGGGCGUCAUCAAACAGAGGCGGCUGCCCGACCAGCUCUCCAAACUAGCCGACAGGAUACAGCUGAGCGGGAGGUACUACCUGAAGAGCAACAUGGAGACGGAGACGCUGUGCUCGGACGAGGACGCCCAGGACCUCCUUCGCGAGGGCCAGAUCUCGCUGCUGCAGCUGAGCACGGUGGAGGUGGCCACGCAGCUGUCCAUGCGCGCCUUCCAGCUCUUCUGCGCCAUCGAGCCCACCGAGUACAUCGACGACCUGUUCAAGCUGCGUCCCAGGGCGGGCGCCGCCUCCAGCCUCAAGCGCUUCGAGGAGGCCAUCAACCAUGAGACCUUCUGGGUGGCCACGGAGGUUACGCGGGAGCCCAACCAGCUCAAGCGCAUGAAGACGGUCAAGCACUUCAUCAAGAUCGCGCUGCACUGCCGCGAGUGCAAAAACUUUAACUCCAUGUUCGCCAUCAUCAGCGGUUUGAACCUGGCUCCCGUCUCCCGACUUCGCGGAACGUGGGAGAAGCUGCCCAGUAAGUACGAGAAGCUCUUCGGCGACCUUCAGGACUUGUUCGAUCCCUCCAGGAACAUGGCCAAGUACCGAAACGUCCUCAACAACCAGAACCUGCAGCCGCCCAUCAUCCCGCUCUUCCCCGUCAUCAAGAAGGACCUCACCUUUCUGCAUGAAGGCAACGACUCCAAAGUGGACGGCCUGGUGAACUUCGAGAAGCUGCGGAUGAUCGCCAAAGAGAUCCGCCAUGUGGGCCGCAUGGCCUCGGUCAACAUGGACCCCAACCUCAUGUUCAGGACCAGGAAGAAGAAGUGGAGAAGUUUAGGGUCCCUGAGUCAGGGCAGCGCCAACGCGGCCGUGCUGGACGUGAACCAGACAGGCGGCCAUAAGAAGCGUGUGCGGCGCAGCUCCUUCCUCAAUGCCAAGAAGCUAUACGAGGAUGCCCAGAUGGCGCGCAAGGUCAAACAGUAUCUGGCCAAUCUCAGCCUGGAGACCAACGAGGAGAGUCUGCAGACGCUCUCGCUGCAGUGCGAGCCGUCCGUCAGCACGCUGCCCAAGAACUCGGGGGUCCGUCGCGCCGACACGUCUCCCGUGGUGUCCAGAGCGGCCAGCCAGCAGAGGGGGCAGCUGGCCAAAGGCUCCCAGGCCCUGCAGGUGCCCGCCGUGGCCCUGUACCCAUCGCGCAAGAAGGUGCCCGUCAAGGACCUGCCUCCCUUUGGUACCAGCUCCCCUCAGUCUCUGAAGAAGAUCCUGUCUCUGUCGGAAGAGGCCACCGAGCGCCAUCGCCGGAAUCCCGAGGACUCGGCGCCAUCCAACGCCUCCUCGCAGCUCUCCUCGCCGCCCGGCUCGCCGCAGAGCUCCCCCAAAAAGGGUUACAACCGCAUGGGCGACUCGUACUCGGACUGCGGUCAAAGCGAGAUGUCGUCUCGCUCCAGCCUGCUCAGCAACUUGUCCUUCGAGGACGAGCGGCGGCUGAGGCAUUCGGUGGGCGUCGCCGAGUCCCACGGCUGCGGAGCGCGUCUGGAGCGGAGGGCCGCCACCGACCCCGACCAGUACAGCCUCGGGUCAUACUCGUCGAUGCAGGACUGCCGGGGCAUCUACGCGGGCUGCCCCACGGCGCUUUCGUCUCCCAGCUCAGAGGAGCUGACCCAGGAUCAGGGCGACCGCGUAUCCCUGGACGCGGCCGACAGCGGGCGCGGUUCCUGGACGUCGUGCUCGUCCGGUUCCCACGACAACAUCCAGACCAUGCAGCAGGGGCGCAGCUGGGAGACGCUGGCCUUCGGCGGGGGGCUCCCGCACUCCGCCCCCGAGGCGAUGCUGUGGGCGGCGCAGGCGCGGGGCAGCUGGGCGUCGGCCGGCUCCUCGUCGUCCGCUGCCUACUGGGGCGAAGAUUCGGAGGGCGACACGGGCACCAUCAAGAGGCGGGGCGGCAAGGACGUCAACGCCGACGCCGAGACCAGCAGCAUCACGUCCACCGGGUCCGAGGACGCCAAGCAGAUGGGACGGCCCUCGCCCUCGCCCGUCAAUGCCGCCUCGAAAGGACUCAUGUCCCGGAAAGAGGGGCGCUACCGCGAGCCUCCCCCGACGCCGCCCGGCUACACGGCGCUGACCAUCUCCGAGCUGGCGGACGGGCAGUCGCCGCCCCCUCCCGGCCCCGCUUCCGCCACGUCCGCUGCGCCGACGCCGUCGAGCCGCCGCCCGCCCGACUACACCACGGCGCUACAGCGCUCGCGGAUGGUGACGCAGUCCCCCGACUCCCAGGCCCACCAGGCGGCAUCCAAGCGGAGGGGCGGCGGCCUACGGCGCGGCCGGGACGACGGCGACGACGACGAGGCGGCGGCGGCGGAGGAGGAGGAAGAGGAGGGUGAGUCUCCUAAACUUGUCGCUCUGAGGAAGCCGAGGGCGCAGCGUACCCCCCGGUCCCUCCGACCGUGACUGUGUGUGUGAAUUGGGGGGGGCGCCCCCAAACCCCGUGGCAGAUGACGAGCAGGUGUCGGCGGUCUGAAGGGGGAAAAAAUAAAAUAAAAUCUUCGACGUCCCUCCGAGCGACCAAUAGACUCGCAUCUUCAAGCUACUACGUGCCUGCUCUGCCUCCUGAUUGGUGGAUUCCUCCUGUUGGCUCUUCCUCCUCUUGCUCUCCCACCCCGCCGCCUUAAAGCAUCAUGGGGCGUUGACGGACCCUGCAUGCAAAAAAGAAAUGGAAGAAAAAUACUGUGAAGAAGAAGAAGAGGAGGAGGUGAAAGAUGACAAAUGCCUGGCACUUUUUGGACGAUUUAAAGACAUUUUAGAAAAUUAAAACAACGUUGACAUCUCAUCUGCACUAAAAAGAACAAAAAAAACAAAAACCACAAGCAGAAGACAUUUUGAGGACGCUUUCAAUCAAACUCUUUUGCACUCCUGACCCACUGCAGGAUGUUGGAACAAUGACGCCAGUAUUAACACAAAUGGACAAAACUUAAGACACAUUUGACGAGCACUUUCAGCACAAAACCUAGCGGACGCGCUCCUGGACGCCAGGGUAACGAUGACGACGAGGCGGCGGCACCGCGUCGUCUUCUGCGGGGACGCCGGUUGGCGUCCGAAAAGCACAAAAAAGUGGACGGGGACGGAGGGUCUUAAAAAAACAAACAAAAAAAACAGGUUGUUGCGCCCUGAGGACUGGAAAGCUGUCAAUCGUGGCCCUCGUUGUCAUUCAUGAGUCAAGUUUGCGUGAAUGUCCAAAGCGCCUUACGACUGCACGUUCAUUACAUCACACCACGCAAGCCCGACUUCAACAAGCUGAGUGAAAUGCCUUAUUGUUCCACAACGCUUCCUUUACAUCUUCACAGCCCCGCCUCGUCCUACCUUUUAUCUGUUACCCCCCCCAAAAAGUGGACACCCCCUGCCAUCCAUAAUAAUGGGACUUCACUGAAGGACUUUUUGUUAUUGUUGUUUUUGUUUUUGUAUACUGCGGUGGCGAAGGAAUUAAAAGAAGAAAAAUAAGGCUCCCAAUGGGGUCGAUGCCAAGGAGUCUUCGAGCCAUACGGAAAUGACAAACUAAGCUAAUGAGGUUGAAAUGUUACCAGGAUAUAUCACUAAUUUAAGGGCAAAAGCUUGUCUUUUUACAAGAAUAAAAUUGUACUAUUAGUUCAAAAACUAUAUAUACAACCCCAAUUCCAAUGAAGCUGGAUGUUGUGUUAAACAUAAAGAAAAACAGAAUACAUCCAUCCAUCCAUUUUCUGAGCCGCUUCUCCUCACUCGGGUCGCGGGCGUGCUGGAGCCUAUCCCAGCUGUCAUCGGGCAGGAGGCGGGGUACACCCUGAACUGGUUGCCAGCCAAUCGCAGGGCACAUCGAAACAGACAACCAUUCGCACUCACAGUCAUGCCUACGGGCAAUUUAGAGUCUCCAAUGAAUGCAUGUUUUUGGGAUGUGGGAUGAAACCGGAGUGCCCGGAGAAAACCCUCGCAGGCACGGGGAGAACAUGCAAACUCCACACAGGCGGGGCUGGGGAUUGAACCCGGGUCCUCAGAACUGUGAGGGUGACGCUCUAACCAGUCGUUCACCGUGCCGCCAAACAGAAUACAAUGAUUUGCAAAUCAUGUUCGACCUAUAUUCAGUUGAAUACACUACAAAGACAAGAUAUUUAAUUGAAUUCAUUAAUUAAGCUGUACAUCAAGCAAGAAUGGGAAAUAAUUCCACCUACAAAGUUUCAACAAUUGGUGUCCUCAGUUCCCAAACGUUUAUUGAAUGUUGUUAAAAGAAAAGGUGAUGUAACACAGAGGUAAACAUGACCGUGUUGGAACAUGUUACAGCCAUACAAUUCGAAGUUAAUGAUUAUUUGCAAAAAACAAUCAAGUUUGUCAGUUUGAACAGUAAAUAUCUUGUCUUUAUAGUGUAUUCAAUUAAAUAUAGGUUGAACAUGAUUUGCAAAUCAUUGUAUUCUGUUAUUAUUCAUGUUUAACACAAUAUCCCAACUUCAUUGGAAUUGGGGUUGUAUGUUCGUAAAAACUUUAUAUUACCAGAAAAAAGUCACAAUGCUUUGAGAAUAAGAUCUGAAUAGUCAAGAAAAAAGGUUGGAAAUUUGAGAAAUAAUAACCCAGCUUUUAGUGGAAAGUAUUUUUCCAAGAAUAGCGGUGUAAUGUUAGUGUAAAAAAAAAAAAGAAAAAAAAGAAUCGCAAUAUUUCGAUCAUAAAAUCCUUGUUACCAGGGAAAAAAAGUAGUACUUUUCAAGGAUAAAAUCAGAAUAUUAUUGUAGAAAAUGUUUUAUUUGUUUGUUUCUCCCAAGAACAAAGUUGUAAUUUUACCAGGAACAAGUUGUGAAUAAACGAGAAAAGAGCUUAGAAUAUUACCAGGAAAAAAAACAUCAUCACGAGAACAAAAUCAUAAUAGAAAAAAAGUCCCAACUUUUCAAGAUUAGGGAUGUAAUAAUACUAGCGGAAAAAACAAUACUAUUACCAUUAUAAAGAUCAUUAUGUUACAACAUAUGGAGUCAUAUUUUUUCAAGGAUAAAAUCAGAAUAUUAGCGGAAAAUGUUUUUACACUUUUCUGGGAACAUUGAUCUUCCGUUCCGCUUCUCCUCACGCGGGUCGUGGGCGUGCUGGAGCCUAUCCCAGCUAUCUCUGGACGAGAGGCAGGGUAAGCCCUGAACUGGUCGCCAGCCAAUUGCAGGGCACAUAGAAACAAACGACCAUUCGCACUCACAUUCACAAAUAAGGGGAAAUUUAGAGUCUUCAAUGAACCUACCCUGCAUGUUUUUGGGAUGUGGGAGAAAACCCACGCAGGCACGGGGAGAACAUGCAAACUCCACACAGGCGAGGCCGGGAAUUGAACCCCGGUCCUCAGAACUGAGGCAGAUGUGCUAACCAGUCGUGCCGCUUUCUGGGAACAAAUUUGUAAUUUUACAGGGAACAAAUUGUAAGUUAACAAAACAAAGAGCCAAGAAUAUUACAAGGAGUAAAAAGUGAAACUUUUGAGUCUUAAUUUAACAGGGAAAAGAACUCAAAACAUUUUACAAGAAAAAAAAAAAAAAAAAAUCAUUUAAUGAAAGAAAUCAUCCAUCCAUCCAUUUUCUGAGCCGCUUCUCCUCACUAGGGUCGCAGGCGUGCUGGAGCCUAUCCCAGCUAUCAUCGGGCAGGAGGCGGGUACACCCUGAACUGCUUGCCAGCCAAACGCAGGGCACAUACAAACAAACAACCAUUCGCACUCACAGUCAUGCCUACGGGCAAUUUAGAGUCUCCAAUGAAUGCAUGUUUUUGGGAUGUGGGAGGAAACCGGAGUGCCCGGAGAAAACCCUCGCAGGCACGGGGAGAACAUGCAAACUCAGCACAGGCGGGGCCGGGGAUUGAACCCUGGUCCUCAGAACUGUGAGGCUGACGCUCUAACCAGUCGUCCACCGUGCCGCCUGAAAGAAAUCAUGAUAUUUGUAAAAAAAAAAAAAUUCCAAUAUUAAAGUUUUAAUUUCACCGGAAUAAAGAACACAUUUUAUAGGGAAAAUUAUUUUCCAACAAUGACAUUGUAAUCGGACUAAAAAACAAACAACAACAAAAAAACUAUUUUGAACGUAGUCGUUCCGACCGAUUAAGUAAUGUUGUUUAAAAAAAAAAAUAAUAAUAAACCUUUUCU